AUGGUGGAGGCGAAGCUUCGGGAGGUUUUCAGCGAGGCGGUGUCUGGACUCGACGAGGCGAAGCUCGAGCUGGCCUGGAAUCUGGAGGUCUCUUCCGUCGAUUUGCGGAACUUCCUCCUCAUCUAUGGCAUGCGGCGGUCGACAGGCAGCCGCGAAACUGGCCUGUACCGCAAGCAGGUCUCUGGCCACUACGUGGUUUCGAAAGAACCGACUCCUGCUGGGCCCUGGGAGGUGGCCCAGGCUGCGCUCGAAGGCGGCACUGUUUGUGCGGACUUCGUCCUCACUUGCGAGCAGGUGUUGGAACUGCGCUGUGUCGAGACCCAGGACGUCAAGCUGCAUGAGGCGUCGACAGUGGAUCACCGACUUCGGCUUGAAGCGGAAUGGACUGCGGCGCAAGGAGACGACAGAGAGAUUCCGCCGAGCUUCGAUGAGGAGCGAGGCUGGCUGAUUACGGACCUCAACGGCGCCGCAGAGCUCAACAGCCCUGUGGCCCACCUCGAGGAAGUAGAAUGA
Symbiodinium sp. CCMP2592 is the source of this 513-nucleotide messenger RNA. Lineage: Eukaryota; Dinophyceae; Suessiales; Symbiodiniaceae. The record is from the annotation of a GenBank genome assembly.